CUCUUGUCUUGGUUGGAUGCACAAAUCUGUGUGCAGUGCUUUUUGCCCGUUGCCUAGACGAUCACUUGGUUUCUCUGAGGAUGUCUGGUUCUCGUAAAGAGUUUGAUGUGAAGCAGAUUUUGAAAAUCAGAUGGAGGUGGUUUAGCCAUCAAGCAUCAUCUAAUUCUACAGUUGACAGCCAGCAGGGAGAAUUUUGGAAUCGAGGACAGACUGGAGCAAACGGUGGGAGAAAGUUUUUAGAUCCAUGUAGCCUACAAUUGCCUUUGGCUUCAAUUGGUUACCGAAGGUCCAGCCAACUGGAAUUUCAGAAUUCACCUUCUUGGCCAAUGGCAUCCACCUCUGAAGUCCCUGCAUUUGAGUUUACAGCAGAAGAUUGUGGCGGUGCACACUGGCUGGAUAGACCAGAAGUGGAUGAUGGCACUAGUGAAGAAGAAAAUGAAUCUGAUUCCAGUUCAUGCAGAACAUGGAAUUCUGAACUGUGGUGUUGGAAUAAUAAUAAAUAUAGACCAGUCAUCUAUAAUCAUUUGUAUACUGGAGAAAGGGGCAUAUCUUUACAUAGGACUUCCAAUAGUAGUCAGACAUUAUCAUCCUGCCAUACUAUGGAGCCAUGUUCAUCAGAUGAAUUUUUCCAAGCCCUUAAUCAUGCUGAGCAAACAUUUAAAAAGAUGGAAAACUAUCUGAGACAUAAACAGUUAUGUGAUGUAAUUCUAGUUGCUGGUGAUCGCAGAAUUCCAGCUCACAGACUGGUGCUCUCCUCUGUCUCUGAUUAUUUUGCUGCCAUGUUUACUAAUGAUGUCAGGGAAGCAAGACAAGAGGAAAUAAAAAUGGAAGGUGUUGAACCGAAUUCACUAUGGUCCUUGAUUCAGUAUGCGUAUACAGGCCGCCUUGAAUUAAAAGAAGAUAAUAUUGAGUGCCUGCUAUCUACAGCUUGCCUUCUUCAGCUUUCACAGGUCGUGGAAGCUUGCUGUAAGUUUUUAAUGAAACAGCUUCACCCGUCCAACUGUCUUGGAAUCCGUUCUUUUGCUGAUGCCCAAGGUUGUACAGAUUUGCAUAAAGUGGCUCACAAUUAUACUAUGGAACAUUUCAUGGAAGUAAUUCGAAACCAGGAAUUUGUACUGUUACCAGCCACUGAAAUUGGAAAGCUCUUGGCCAGUGAUGACAUGAACAUUCCUAACGAAGAGACAAUACUGAAUGCACUUCUUACUUGGGUCCGUCAUGAUUUGGAACAGAGACGGAAAGAUCUCAGUAAACUUUUGGCUUAUAUUAGGCUCCCUCUUCUUGCACCACAGUUCCUGGCAGAUAUGGAAAAUAAUCCACUUUUCCGGGAUGAUAUAGAAUGUCAGAAACUUAUUAUGGAAGCGAUGAAGUACCAUUUAUUACCAGAGAGACGACCCAUGUUACAGAGCCCUCGGACAAAACCUAGAAAGUCCACGGUCGGAACACUAUUUGCAGUUGGAGGAAUGGAUUCAACAAAAGGAGCAACGAGCAUUGAAAAGUAUGAUCUUCGUACAAAUAUGUGGACUCCUGUAGCAAAUAUGAAUGGGAGGAGACUACAGUUUGGUGUUGCAGUGUUAGAUGACAAACUGUAUGUGGUCGGAGGAAGAGAUGGACUGAAGACUUUGAACACUGUAGAAUGCUACAACCCGAAAACAAAAACCUGGAGUGUGAUGCCUCCCAUGUCAACCCACAGGCACGGCCUCGGUGUGGCUGUAUUGGAAGGCCCCAUGUAUGCAGUAGGAGGACAUGAUGGCUGGAGCUACCUGAAUACAGUGGAAAGAUGGGACCCUCAGGCUCGUCAGUGGAAUUUUGUUGCCACUAUGUCCACCCCCAGAAGCACAGUAGGUGUGGCUGUACUAAGUGGAAAACUCUAUGCAGUUGGUGGUCGUGAUGGAAGUUCUUGCCUCAAAUCAGUAGAAUGUUUUGAUCCUCAUACUAAUAAAUGGACACUCUGUGCACAAAUGUCCAAAAGGAGAGGGGGAGUCGGAGUAACUACCUGGAAUGGAUUGCUGUAUGCUAUUGGAGGACAUGAUGCUCCUGCAUCCAACUUGACUUCCAGACUCUCAGACUGUGUGGAAAGAUAUGACCCCAAAACAGAUAUGUGGACUGCGGUGGCAUCUAUGAGCAUCAGCAGAGAUGCAGUAGGGGUCUGUUUACUUGGUGAUAAACUGUAUGCUGUUGGAGGCUAUGAUGGACAGACUUAUCUUAAUACAGUGGAAGCUUAUGAUCCCCAGACAAAUGAGUGGACCCAGGUUGCUCCUCUGUGUCUAGGAAGAGCUGGGGCUUGCGUUGUAACUGUCAAAUUAUAAUGCAGUGCUUUGUUUUCUAAAUGAAGAUAACGUCUUCCUUAUGAAUUUAGGAAAAUUAUUCUACUACCACUGGAUACAUUUUUUAGCAAAUUUGCAAUGCCACAUUCCUGGGCACAAAGUGCCCAAUCUCCACGUAAAAAUGAUAAAACAAGGGAGGAAGGAGUGGAUGAACUACGAUUAAAUCCUACAUUUUGUAGUAAGUCAUUUCUUAGCAAAUCAAAACUACAGCUGGUGGAUGGUGGACAUAUGUUCCUGGUAUAACAUAUGCGGACAAACGCACUCCUCCUAAACACAACACAGCUAGGAACUUCAUUUACUACUAACCACACUUUACUCCCAUUACCCAGAUUUCCUUUAUUACAGUGCACAAAUACUAGAUAAAACUUUUAACAUUUGCUUUGUAACUUUAUCCUACAUUAGUUGCACUAAUUUUUAUUUGUUGAACCACAACCACUAUUUUAAUGACACACUAAAGACUAUGCUAAUACUUAGUUUAAUUUCAGAAAUAGCUGCAUCAUAUAAGCUUUGAUUAUGGAUUUUAUUUCUAAAUCAGCUUAGUGUAAUGAGUAAAGAAAACCAUUAGAGCAUUAAAACAAUAAUGACCGAACGAAAAUGAAAUGAUCUUUGGGUUCUUUUAAAAUAUUCAGCCUAUUAUAUUUAGAUUCACUAAGAACCACGUUAGGAUAUUCUCAAAUUGGAAUAAUUGAAACAUGAUAUUUUGCAUUACAUUUAAGAUACACAAAUUUAUGUAGAGAAAACAAACGUUCUAUACACUAUAAUGUUAUUUCACCUAGGUAGUAUUUAAUUAUGUGGAUUUGUUUUCUUUUAUGUUACAAAAGAUGUUUUGAUUUUGUCUUUUGAUAUGGACAGAAACUGUUUGAAUAUUCUUAUGUUCUCAAGUCUGUAGUUACUCUCCUUGCUUUGUUUCUCACUUUUUCCACAGUUAGUGGCCAUUUGUGCUUCUUUGUAAUCAAACAGUUUGAGGGGAAUGGGCUUAUUGAAUGUUGAAAAAUAAGUUUAAAGUGUUUAUUACCCAAAGUUUUUUACAUUUGUAAACUCCAAUUACACAUGUGAAUGUUAAAACUCUCAAUGAAUUGUUUAUUGUUUGCAAAAAUGCACUGGGCAGUAACAUUUUAUGAUAAAUCCUUUAAGAUA
This is a messenger RNA of Hyaena hyaena (striped hyena), 3461 nucleotides long. RefSeq names its product kelch like family member 5 (gene KLHL5). Bases 81 to 2306 code for a protein of 741 amino acids. The record is from RefSeq and is a predicted model, not a curated record. Gene Ontology annotation, molecular function: protein binding. The transcript has 12 exons. Lineage: Eukaryota; Metazoa; Chordata; Mammalia; Carnivora; Hyaenidae.